Trichoplax adhaerens is the source of this 1212-nucleotide messenger RNA. RefSeq lists its product as uncharacterized. The transcript is spliced from 9 exons. The record is from RefSeq and is a predicted model, not a curated record. NCBI's taxonomy places the organism in Eukaryota, Metazoa, Placozoa, Uniplacotomia, Trichoplacea, Trichoplacidae. The coding region runs from base 1 to 1212 and encodes 403 amino acids. Gene Ontology annotation, molecular function: tRNA-guanosine(34) queuine transglycosylase activity. Gene Ontology annotation, cellular component: cytosol.
AUGACAAGUCCAGCAUCUGGUACUGCUUGUUCGUCCGCUAUUUCUCGAGCUCUUAGUUUUAAAUUAGUAGCUGAAUGUUCUACUAGUAAAGCAAGAGCAUGCUUAAUAACGCUGCCAAAGUGUAGUGUGGAGAGCCCAGUUUUCAUGCCGGUGGGUACUAAAGGAACAAUGAAGGGAUUAACAUCCAAACAGUUAGAGGACAUUGGCUUUCAAAUCAUUUUAGGAAACACCUACCAUUUAGGAACUAAUCCGGGACCUGAAUUAAUGGAAAAGGCCAACGGAUUGCAUGAUUUCAUGAACUGGAAACGAUCUAUUUUAACUGACAGUGGUGGCUAUCAGAUGGUAUCGCUGCUAGAUUUAGCUGAAAUAACUGAGGAGGGAGUCAAAUUUGCAUCACCAUAUUCCGAUGACAUGUUACUAUUAACACCAGAAAGAUCAAUUGAAAUCCAGAACUCGAUAGGCGCUGAUAUCAUCAUGCAAUUAGAUGAUGUUGUUGCGAGUACUACUGAAGGACCAAGAGUUGAAGAAGCCAUGCAUAGGACAAUUCGAUGGCUGGAUCGAUGCAUAACAGCACAUAAAAAUAUGCAUUGCCAAAAUUUAUUCUGUAUUGUACAGGGUGGGCUAGAUAUGGAUCUUAGACGCAAGUGUGUUGAAGAAAUUGUUAAACGAGAUACACCUGGUAUUGCUAUUGGAGGUUUAAGUGGUGGUGAAGACAAACAAGUAUUUUGGAAAGUUGUUGACUUAUGUACUAGUUUGUUACCUAAAAAUAAACCGCGAUACUUAAUGGGAGUAGGAUACGCCGUAGAUCUAGUGGUAUGCUCAGCUUUGGGUGUCGAUAUGUAUGAUUGUGUAUAUCCAACAAGAACGGCAAGAUUUGGUACAGCUCUUGUACCAUGGGGACAGUUACGAUUAAAGCAAAGUCAAUAUUCCAUGGACUUUGACCCUAUCGAUAAAAAUUGUCCAUGCCUAACAUGCAAGACGUAUACCAGAGCUUAUUUAAAUUCAAUAAUUAAGCAGGAAACAGUUGCUUGCCAUUUAUUAUCCAUUCACAACUUAACCUAUCAGAAACAAUUAAUGGAGUCAAUAAGAAAGAAUAUUAUACAAAAUACGUUCCCUCAAUUUGUUAAAGACUUUAUGAAGGAAAUGUUUCCAGAUGGCAACUAUCCACAGUGGGCAGUAGAUGCUCUAGCAUCAGUUAAUAUACAAUUGUAA